Molecule: messenger RNA, 1535 nt
Organism: Syngnathoides biaculeatus (alligator pipefish)
Lineage: Eukaryota; Metazoa; Chordata; Actinopteri; Syngnathiformes; Syngnathidae
Product: CD209 antigen-like protein E
Exons: 6
Coding region: 402-821 (139 amino acids)
Source: RefSeq, a predicted model, not a curated record
CCAUGAUUGGGGGUUAAUACGGUAGUCCUCAAUAAGAAGGAAAAACAACAGUCACUCCCGGGACACAUCUGUUUACAGAGGCUGCAUUAUACAGAAUAAAAAAAGUUCGCUUGUUGCGCCGCACGCUAUGUCAUUUCCGGGUAUUUUUUCGGGGAGAGUUCUAAUUGACAAUAACAAAACGCAUCGUGGGUGGGUCAACAGCUUGCGCCAUGCGAUGUGCCUGUCCACACGUCUGAUAGAGAUGUGGGUAAUGCUAUGCCUGUGAAACAACACCCAUAUCGAAUGAAUCCUGCAAAGAGGCUUCUGGCUGGUGCUGCUCUCUGACCGUGCUAAGAAGAUUGCGGCAUUCGCUACACCUGACGGACUGUAUCAAUACGAAGUGAUGCCAUUCAGCUUAAAGAAUGCCCCAGGAGCGUUCCAAAGGUACAACAGAAGAGAGCUGUCCACAAGGCUGGCUACACUUUAGCAUAAGUUGUUACUAUAUUUCCUCGCAGAGGAGGACUUGGGUCAACAGCCGUCUGGACUGUCUGCAAAGAGAUGCUGACCUGGUUAUCAUUGACAGCAGAGAGGAACAGGCUUUCCUCACUGGGUUCACCAAGGCAGCAUGGAUUGGAAUGUCUGACAGGGACCAGGAAGGAAUUUGGAUCUGGGUGAAUGGAACACAAGUUAUCAAAAACAGGUUACAAUGGGCCCCAGGACAGCCUGAUGGGGCAUUUGGAGGAGAAGACUGUGGUGAUCUACGUACAAUGAUGAAUUUCAUUGGUUUGAAUGAUUCCAACUGUAGUAGAAGAUCUCAAUGGAUCUGUGAAAAAACACUGUGAUAGAGAUACUUUCCUGUCCUUAUUUUAUCUUGUUUUAUCUUUGUUCUCAUUCCAAGAUUCUGUCAAUCCAUCUCAAGAGAACAGUUGGUCUCCAGUCUGGACAAAACAAGAGUGAACAUGCUAAAUCUACUAUUUUAUGGCCGAUCCUUUCAACAUUACAGUACAUUACCUAAAUAAUCACAAAUUAAGUUUGUUCAAUGGAAAGUUAAUUAAUACUGUGUGACAAUAGGCUGCUGAACGCAACAUUGUCCACAUAGAUAUCUGUGGUUUGGUGAAAUUCCGAACGCCUUGGAACGGACUACAAAAUGGUUGGACACCGUCUAUAUGUUCCAGGGGCGCUGUAACCAUUUGAAAAUGUGAGACAACUCCCGAAUGACCACUGCAGAACAAUGUGCCCUGGCCCACCGUCUUUCUUUUUUUCUUCUUUUUUAAUAGACCGUGAUGACUAUACAAUUUCUAAUACACACAACCAAAUACAGACUACUAUUCCACAAAUACAGGACGGGUAUAAUGUCAACAAAACCAUCUACAUCAAGUGCAAGUUUGCUGUUUUGCAACCAUUAAUUUAAGUGUAAUUGGGUCAAUCUAUGUGUUUCAUGAAGUUUAUAUAUAUUUACACAAAAUCUGUGACUGCCUGACAAGAAAAGGCCACCCUGCCAAGCGUAAACUCUGUAUGUAGCAAGGUCUCCUCCUUUGUAAUUAGUUCAGAAUUAA